Messenger RNA from Austrofundulus limnaeus, 1765 nucleotides. It is a transcript of the gene dpf2, whose product is annotated as double PHD fingers 2. The record is from RefSeq and is a predicted model, not a curated record. Gene Ontology annotation, cellular component: nBAF complex. Gene Ontology annotation, biological process: nervous system development. The transcript has 11 exons. The coding region runs from base 148 to 1443 and encodes 431 amino acids. NCBI's taxonomy places the organism in Eukaryota, Metazoa, Chordata, Actinopteri, Cyprinodontiformes, Rivulidae.
CACCUGCAUAGGUGACACACACCGAGGACACAACACAGCCGGCUGGAUAGUUACUCGGUCACUGACUCUUUAGCCUGCUAGACUUAGUUAAGUUAAUCAUCGGUGUCAGGACGUCCGUCGUGUCUCUGUGUGUGUUCACAUCCUGGAAUGGAAGUUUUGGGAGAGCAGUGCUACAGAGAUGCCUUGGAGCAGUGUCACAACUACAACACUCGGCUCUGCGCUGAGAGGAGCGUCCGGAUGCCKUUCCUCGACUCUCAGACCGGUGUGGCACAAAGCAACUGCUACAUCUGGAUGGAGAAGAGACACAGGGGGCCAGGCAUGGCUCCGGGGCAGCUCUACACUUAUCCAUCCAGGAGGUGGAGGAAGAAACGGAGAUCUCAUCCUCCAGAGGAUCCUCGGCUCAUCUUUCCUCCUGUCAAGUCAGAGCUGGAUUUGGGUCUGAAGAAGGAGGGUCUGCUGUCAUCAGAUGGCAGCAGCUUAGAGGCCCUACUGAAGGGGGAGUCAGUGGACAAGCGGGCGGCCACAGACCUCCGGGGUUCUGAGGAAGAUUUAAACCAGAGUGAUUACACAGGAAGCCUGAACCCCGCCUCCCGGAUCAGAAAGAGAAUCCUGGAGCCAGAUGACUUCCUGGAUGACCUCGACGAUGAAGACUAUGAGGAAGACACGCCCAAAAGAAGAGGCAAAGGGAAGGGGAAGGGCCGAGGAGUGGGCAGCGGCAGGAAGAAGCUGGACACAGCAGCCCUGGAGGACAGAGACAAGCCCUACGCCUGUGACAACACUAUCAAACAAAAGCAUAUUUCAAAAUCUUCUGAACGAGUCUGUGGGAAGCGCUACAAGAACCGUCCAGGCCUGAGUUACCACUACACCCACUCCCACCUGGCUGAGGAGGAGGGCGAGGAGAAGGAGGACACGGAGAUCAGCGAGCCCCCCCUGCCGCUGCCCGAGGAGCCAAAAACUCCUAAAAAGGGUCCAGAUGGUCUCGCGUUGCCUAAUAAUUACUGUGAUUUCUGCCUGGGAGACUCCAAAACCAAUCACAAGACGGGCCAAUCAGAGGAGCUGGUGUCCUGCUCAGACUGCGGGCGCUCAGGCACGUUCAGCUUUUAUGGACCAUCUUUUUAUGUUCCUAAUGUAGAAGAAAGAACGAGCGUUUGUGUUUUCUGUCUGCGUUCAGGCCACCCGUCCUGCCUGCAGUUCACUCCUGUCAUGAUGGCUGCUGUGAAGACGUAUCGCUGGCAGUGCAUCGAGUGUAAAUGCUGCAACAUGUGUGGCACCUCAGAGAACGAUGACCAGCUUCUCUUCUGUGAUGACUGUGACAGAGGUUAUCACAUGUACUGUCUCAACCCACCCAUGUCUGAACCUCCUGAAGGGAGUUGGAGCUGCCAUCUAUGUUUGGACCGUUUGAAAGACAAGGCGUCCAUAUACCAGAACCAGCCCGCGUCAUGAUGGCUGCUGCGGCCGGCGCUCAGUCGUCACCCGACCGUCCUGCAGCUGCUGCGUGGUUUGUCCCUGAAGACACACGAUGACGUCCCCUCACYGGCUGACCUCAGAGGGGGUGGGGGUGUUCUGAACAGACGAGUUGUGAAAAGGGAAGUAAACUUUAACCAGCCUGGCCUCAGUUAGCACGACUGUUACACAGGUCCAACCUCAGAUUUGCGUCGGAUAGGUUUUUGUUUUGUUUUGUUUUAUUUUCACCUGCUUGCCAUGGAGUUUGGCAGCGCUCGUUUGAGACGCAGCACAAUUAUCUGAACCGUCACUUUUUGUCGAG